CGUGCUGUUUGGUGACUUCGUAAGAAGUAUGGUCUUAGCUCCCGUCCUCGGUCGUGUACCGUAUGAAAAUAAAAUGCCGUCGGACGACUCACCAUCGGUUUGGAUCUACGUUACGCGUACUUUUCUUUGACUUUGUCUUCACUUACCUAAGUACUGUCCUCUGUCUUCACUUAUCUGCCAUUGGAAGCAGCGCUUAA
Messenger RNA from Amoebophrya sp. A120, 197 nucleotides. The record is from the annotation of a GenBank genome assembly. Lineage: Eukaryota; Dinophyceae; Syndiniales; Amoebophryaceae.